Messenger RNA from Staurois parvus, 391 nucleotides. The record is from the annotation of a GenBank genome assembly. NCBI's taxonomy places the organism in Eukaryota, Metazoa, Chordata, Amphibia, Anura, Ranidae.
GUCCCCACUGUGUGCACCGACCACCCGUGUCCUGAACUGUCCCUGUUGUGCGCACUGACCACCUGUGUCCUGAACUGUGCCUGCUGUGCGCACCGACCACCCGUGUUCUGAACUGUCCCUGGUAUGUGCACCAACCACCCGUGUUCCUAUUGCCCGAGGCCCCUGUCCAGUGGUAGGUUGCCGCCUGUUGCUCGAGGCCCCUGCCCAGUGGUAGGUUGCUGCCUGUUGCCCGAGCCCCUGUCCAGGGGUAGAUUGCCAUCUGUUGCCCGAGGCCCCUGCCCAGUGGUAGGUUGCCGCCUGUUGCCUGAGACCCCUGCCCAGGGGUAGAUUGCUGCCUGUUGCCCAAGGCCCCUGCCCAGUGGUAGGUUGCCGCCUGUUGCCGCCUGUUGCC